AUGACACACCUUCGCUCUACUGACGCUCGCUACGACGCCGCUCUCAAGCUGGCUUUUUUUACUGUGAACCAGCACCCGAUGUGUUCCUCAUCCCUUCUCGCGCCCUUUAUUGCCACCACUGCUGCUGUUGGCUUCCUUCGCGCUGAGGAGGUCAGUGCUGCGUCUGCUCCUAGUGGGAGGCACCGCAGCGGCAGGGGCAAGGGGGGUAAGGGUGGUGGGGGUGGCUCUGGCGGGGGUGGUGACGGUGGUGGUGGUGGGGGUGGCGGUGGCGGUGGCGGCCGUGGAGGUGGCCGGGGUGGUGGAGCCGGUGGGGUGGGCGGAGGGGGCUCGGGUGGCGGUCGGGGUGGAGCUGGCAGAGGUGGAGGCUUUGGGGCGGCGAGUGGGGGUGCAACGGAGGCUCUGGAGGCGGACAGCAGCAGCGGCCACGCCAACAGGAGACACUCAACCCUUAGCACCUUCGUGAGUGGGUUGUCCAGCGUGGCUCCUCUGGGGGUGGUGUUCGUUGCCCGCAUAUCAGGCGCACGGGUCCCCGGACUGGCGACCCCAUGCGGGAAGACUGGAUACACUGAUCAUCGCUCUUGA
Messenger RNA from Closterium sp. NIES-65, 582 nucleotides. NCBI's taxonomy places the organism in Eukaryota, Viridiplantae, Streptophyta, Zygnematophyceae, Desmidiales, Closteriaceae. The record is from the annotation of a GenBank genome assembly.